AUCAGUUUCAAGUGAGCAAAGGACUCCUAUUUGUGUUCCUUGUGGUUCCCUCCCACCCUUGAAUUUGCCAAGUCCAUCUAGCAUGGAAAGGCAGACAUCAGUUUCAAGCAAGCAAAGGACUCCUUUGUGUGACAGAGAAAAUGGAUUUGACGAUAAGGUUGUUGAUGCUUCUGUUUCUGCAUCAGAUAACCCAGUUACUUCUUGCAGUGAAGUCAUUCUAGUCAAUGGCGAUCAAUUUAAUAUCAUAGAGAAAUUGAUUAAAAAAUAUCAAAAAAUCAUUAGGCAGUCAAAUGAAAUGGGACUUCAGACUCUAGAAGAGAUAAUGUUGUCAUUUGCAAGUUCUGGUAACCACACACUUGAUACUGCAGCUGUGGAUGAUUCUGAUCCCAGAGUGGAAGUAUUAGCUUGUCAAAUAGCUGAAUCAUUCAAAUUGAAUGGGUAUAGCAUGUUUUCAUCUCUCAAAGCCAAUUAUGAUGAUGAAGUUCUCUCUGCAACAGGCCUAAUUACACGUGCCUUUAUCUUUUCUCAAAACGAGAAGAUGCAGAAGAUGCUUCUCUUUUGGUCAAAAAAUGGUUGUCCAGUGGGGGCACGCUUACUAUCUUAUGCAUCAAGACUUGCUCAUGAGGCAGAGUUGAUGGGAUGCUUGAAGAAUGCUAUGGAUGAAAAUAGCUACCCCAAGCUAAGUUACUCAGAAAUGAUAUUAUUGAAAUGUCAUACUAAUGGAUUUCUUACUUUUAUGAAUGGUUGGAGGAAAGAUUCUCUUGAUGUCAAUCAAGUGGAUGGUAAGUUGGUUGCUAAGUUGGUAGAAGGUGCUUUUGCUGCUUACAGACGUUUCCUUGUGUUAUUGAGAGAUACUUUAUGUAAGGAAGCAGAUAUGUCUGUAGCUAAGCUCUUGUUUUCUGACUUAAUGACUUGUUGUGGGUGGGAAAUAAAAAGAUUGAAGUUGUUAUUCUACAGCGUCUUCUCUCAUCUUUCUGAUUUAUCUGUUGGUGAUGAAAAUAUCAUAAGGUUACUUGUGGACCGAUUGAGUGACACAGAUCUAGUCAGUGUGCAGUUUGAGAUAGGUUUGAAGAAGUUCUCUAUCUUUGGAGAGGACACUGAGAAUAUAUUGCAUUUGGUUAAGAUCUCUCUCAAUUGGGGCUUUGUAGAACAGCAGAAAUUCUGGGGCUUGAUGAGAUCGGAGCUAGUAGUCUCUAAGGUUCAGGUGGAUAGGGUAGUCCAGGAUUUCUUCUGCGUAGGUGUCUUAGAUCCAAAUGUACAUUCCAUCGCAGUAGGAGGACUUCUGAUGCUGUCUGGCUGUUGUGCUCCUACACCUGAGCUUGUUGAUGUAGUGAUGUCAUUAGCUGAUGAUCCCUUCCAGGACUUUUCUGCGACAAUCUUGGCUAGUUGGUCUGUCUCAAAUGCCCCAAUGUUAUUUAAUAGCUUGGCUAAAUGUUUGGAGAAAAUCAACAAGAAGAAUGAUCAUUCUAUCUCUUCUAUUUCUGGUGGGGUUAGAGUUAACCACUCUACCAUUUUGAAGUUCUUGAAUUUUCUCGAUAAACAAAGGUUGAAAAGCAUAAACUAUCUGAACAAUACACCUGUAAAUAUUUCGGAAAUAAAAGCCAAAUUAUCAGAGGUAGCCACGGCUCACAAGAACAGAUGAUUGCUCUGUCAGCGACAAGUGAAUUUCAUAGCUACCAUUGCAGUCUGUGGUCAGAAGUUGACAUUCCAUCCAACUGAGUUGAUUUGAGGUGUUUUCCUUCUCAUUUGUAGGUAUUUGCUUUGUCGCCGACUGAGGUUGGAUCUGUGAUAAGCCUGCGCCCUAAUGAUUCCUGUGAAUUUUUCCAUGAUCCUUCCAU
This is a messenger RNA of Telopea speciosissima, 1838 nucleotides long. RefSeq lists its product as uncharacterized. The coding region runs from base 83 to 1642 and encodes 519 amino acids. The record is from RefSeq and is a predicted model, not a curated record. The transcript has 3 exons. Gene Ontology annotation, cellular component: cytoplasm. NCBI's taxonomy places the organism in Eukaryota, Viridiplantae, Streptophyta, Magnoliopsida, Proteales, Proteaceae.